This is a messenger RNA of Symbiodinium pilosum, 1899 nucleotides long. NCBI's taxonomy places the organism in Eukaryota, Dinophyceae, Suessiales, Symbiodiniaceae. The record is from the annotation of a GenBank genome assembly.
AUGGAUGGAGUCGCAGCUUGGGUCAAGUUCUUGCAGCGAGAUGAUUUGGGCGAGAGCGAGGGCAUGGUGGCCCUGAGACAACUGGACAGAGUAAACAUCACAAUCGAGAUGCUGCAGCAGACGAAGGUGGCCAAGAUUGUCAAAGCUUUUUCCGCGCGAUUCUCAGAGAGCACCGUGGGUGCCACGGCUCAACGGCUUUUUGCAAAGUGGCGAGCAUAUUUUGCAAAGCAGGCAGCAGAGGCAAAGGCCAAGCCGCUGCGAAAGGCACGCGCAGGGCUUGCAAAGUCCAAGCCAGAGCCGUCCGUGCCAGAGGCCGAACGAUGCUUGGCCUUGGAGGCACCCGGCCAGCAGUGCCAGAAUCGCCGACAGUUGCCCCAGCUCUUGUGCCCAACUCACCAAGCAAUGAAUCAGGCAGACCGCCUCCCUUAUGGCCUCCACUUGGGUGGCAAAAUUGGAGCAAAGAAAUCCAAGACCAAGGACUCCGGGCUCGAUAUACCGCCCAAGUCCCCUGGCCCACCAGGAUCCGCAAACCCUUCGAACCCUUCCAGCCAUGUGAAGCCCAUGGCGUGCCCUUCAGAUGCCAAGCCCUUGCUGGAGGCCAUGCGUGCUGCGAGCACGGAGAACUCUCGUUUGGAUACGCUAGCGGCUCUGGACAAGUCCCCGAAGCACUGCAUGUUGCAAUUCAUCCAAGACGGUGGUCUUGAGGUGUUGGAAAGAUGGCUCCGGAAGAGCCCUGAUGCGCGGCUCACCUGCCUGAAGGUUUUGCAAAAGCUGCCAGUGGCUUUGCCCAACCUUCAAAAGGCCAACCUGAUACCGGCUGUAGAGGCCAUCCAGGAGCAAGAGUCGAGCGCGCAGGCGGCAGCGGUCCUGGAGCGCUGGAGGUCCGCGGGCUUCCUGUCCGAGACCCACCGGGCGGCAGGUCCAGCGGCUGCAGCGGGUUCGCCGGAGGAGGCCGAGGCCAUGGCAGAGGCCUUCGGUGAGCCGUCUUCAAAACGUUUGAAGACAGACAAAGACCACCCGACCUCUCGGAAGGAGUUGGAUUCCUUGCAGAAACCCGCUGCCAGUGGGCCUGGGCCGGAGCCCUUCCUGGUGGAGCCCGAGGCGGAACCUUUGCCACCAGGACCGCAGCAUCUGCAGCAUCCGCAGCCCCGCACACCGCCGCUGACGCACCUCCCUGCCGCCAGACCUGAGGAUAUUCCGGAAGAGCUGCAGGGCCUCGAUCCUCGCAUCGCCUUGGUUUUGAUGCAGAACCCUGACAUGCUACAAUUCUUGCGGAAGCAUCCAUCGGUCCUGCAGGACUUGGAUUCAGAAAAGAUUGCAAACAUAUGCCGUCUCUACAAGAACGCACGCGAGUCCAACCAAGCGCUGGGAACUAGCGAUGCCACCGGCUGUACAGUCACAGUCUCAAACCUUGAUCCGGACAUCUCCGAAGCUGAUAUUGUCCACCUCCUCAGCGACGUCGGUCUUACGGCUACCAGGGUAAAUCUGCCAAGAGAGAGCCGCCGGAAGCGUCCCUGUGGAACUGCCUUUGUUGUGUUGCAAACGCGGGAGCAGGCCCAGCUUGCUGCGCAGAGGUUGGAUGGAUUCGUUCUCCUCGGAAGUCGGAUCACAGUGGAGUUCGUCGAUGACGGCUUGCCCAAGCCGCAGCCACCCGGAUCCCGACGUGUGACUUGGAAACCGGAUGAUGAGCUUUGGGAGAUUGUUGUUUUCUCGAGGUCGGAGACUGUGGAGACUUUGGGCCGGCGGGUUCAGAUGGGCGACUUCUACACGUCAUCCGACGCCCCGGGUCAGCGCAAACACUCUCGGGGAGGCUUCGAGGCUGCCAUGAAAGUGGAGCUUGCCCUGGAGAAGAAGCAUGCUCCACAGGCAUUAGCUGGUGGUGUUUCACCUGCGGACUGA